AGCAAAGGGCAGAAUGUCCAUCAGGGAAAAAAGGAAGAAAGCAGGAUAAAUAAGGUCCAAACUUGGAGACCUUAAGGAUCUGGCUUGGCACGGUUGCCAGAGAGGAAAAUGAGCGUGGGUUACGUAUUGUCGGUGUUUGUGAGGGAGCUGCCUGGUUAUGUUCUCUUUGCUGGGAUCUUUAUGCCUGUGACUUUACUCCUGCUGCUGCUAAUUGCCUACUUCAGGAUCAAACUAAGAGAAGUUGAGGAGGAAAUGGCCAUAGCACAAGACCCCAGGAAUGCCUUCCUGAAUCACCGUGGUCAGUGGAAGAAACCCAGGAGAUCUGGACAGAAAGAGAACAGAUACAAGAACUCAAGGACAUUUAAGGGAGCUUCACGUCUCAGGAAGCAAGCUUAAACCCAGUACUCAGCGCUGCAGGCUUAAUAAUAACCAUCUGUAAAUAAACACCACGCAGGAAAACAAAA
Corvus hawaiiensis (hawaiian crow) is the source of this 464-nucleotide messenger RNA. RefSeq names its product small leucine rich protein 1 (gene SMLR1). The transcript has 2 exons. NCBI's taxonomy places the organism in Eukaryota, Metazoa, Chordata, Aves, Passeriformes, Corvidae. The record is from RefSeq and is a predicted model, not a curated record. Bases 109 to 396 code for a protein of 95 amino acids.